AUGCCCCUAUCUCUGCUGCUGCAAGCACUGACGGGGCGAGGCCAGCCCUGCCUGGCCCAAGGAAAAACAGUGACACCCCAGCAACCUCACCAGCAUUCAAGACCGACGAGUAAACAGCUCUACGAGGAGCUCGGCAAGGGAGCUUUUUCAGUAGUCCGUCGCUGUGUGAAGAAAUCCUCAUCCCAAGAGUAUGCUGCAAAGAUCAUCAAUACCAAGAAGCUGUCAGCCAGAGAUCACCAGAAACUGGAACGUGAAGCUCGAAUCUGCCGAUUAUUAAAACAUCCAAAUAUUGUGCGGCUCCAUGAGAGUAUUUCAGAAGAAGGUUUCCACUACCUCGUCUUCGAUCUGGUCACCGGUGGGGAACUCUUUGAAGAUAUUGUUGCCAGGGAAUACUACAGUGAAGCUGAUGCCAGCCACUGCAUUCACCAGAUUUUGGAGAGCGUCAAUCAUAUUCAUCAACAUGAUAUUGUACACAGGGACUUAAAGCCUGAGAAUUUGCUACUUGCAAGUAAGUGUAAAGGUGCUGCUGUCAAAUUGGCCGACUUUGGACUUGCAAUUGAAGUGCAGGGAGAACAGCAAGCAUGGUUUGGGUUUGCUGGUACUCCAGGCUACCUGUCCCCCGAAGUCUUAAGAAAAGAUCCUUAUGGAAAGCCAGUGGAUAUAUGGGCAUGUGGAGUUAUUCUGUACAUAUUACUAGUGGGUUAUCCUCCAUUUUGGGAUGAAGACCAGCACAAACUAUAUCAGCAGAUCAAAGCAGGAGCCUAUGAUUUUCCUUCUCCAGAGUGGGAUACCGUGACUCCUGAAGCAAAGAACUUAAUCAACCAGAUGCUGACGAUAAACCCUGCAAAACGUAUCACGGCCGAUCAAGCUCUUAAACACCCAUGGGUCUGUCAACGAUCCACUGUGGCCUCUAUGAUGCACAGGCAGGAGACUGUGGAAUGCUUGAGAAAGUUCAAUGCCAGGAGGAAGCUGAAGGGUGCCAUCCUCACAACUAUGCUUGUGUCUCGGAAUUUUUCAGUUGGCAGGCAGAGCUCCGCCCCUGCUUCGGCCGCCAUGAGUGCUGCCGGCCUGGCUGAGCAAGCUGCCAAAAGCUUAUUGAAUAAGAAGUCUGAUGGAGUGAAGAAAAGGAAGUCAAGCUCCAGCGUGCAUUUGAUGCCACAGACCAACAACAAAGCCAGUAUAGUAAGCCCAGCAAAAGAAACACCCCCAGUGCAGAUGUCCAUGGAACCACAAACUACUGUUGUCCACAAUGCUAAUGAUGGCAUAAAGGGUUCCACUGAAAGCUGUAAUACCACCACUGAAGAUGAGGACCUGAAGGCGCCCCCUCUCUCCAUCGGGGAUGGCAGUUCAGUGCUCGAAGGACGGAGUCACUGUGAGAGCAAAACCCAGACUGAGUCCAUGCAGUCCCAGCUUUCUCUCUGUUAUUCAGCCACUACUACUACACAAUCUUGUGAAGAGAAACUUCUUGCCUGGGACAGCCCAGGGCAAACAGUGGAGUUGGAUCGUGCUCAGUCGGAGCCUGUCCUAACUCCAGUAGUUCCAUUUGCACUUAACAGUCCGCCAUUGCGUAAGCAAGAGAUAAUCAAGAUAACAGAGCAGCUGAUUGAAGCAAUCAACAAUGGAGAUUUUGAAGCUUACACGAAGAUCUGUGAUCCUGGGCUCACCUCAUUUGAACCUGAAGCACUGGGAAAUCUCGUAGAAGGGAUGGACUUCCACAAGUUUUACUUUGAGAACUUACUGUCCAAGAACAGCAAGCCAAUCCAUACCACCAUCCUGAACCCGCAUGUUCAUGUUAUUGGUGAUGAUGCAGCCUGCAUUGCCUACAUCCGCUUAACACAGUAUAUUGAUGGCCAAGGCCGGCCUCGCACCAUGCAAUCUGAAGAGACCCGUGUCUGGCACCGCCGUGAUGGCAAGUGGCUGAAUGUCCACUACCACUGUUCUGGGGCCCCAGCAGCUCCUCUCCAGUGAAGCUGAAACAUGGCAGCUUUCGGAGAUACUCAGCAGGAGGGCAAUAUGUUCUCAGCAAGCAGCUCUGGAGUGCCUGAAUUACAGCAACGGUCAUGUUCGUUUUGACGUUUAAAAAAAUAUGAAUUACAAACCGGCAGCAGCCAAAUGCACGAAACCCUGCAUGAAUCUGAUGCUCCGGGCGCUGCCAUCUUUCUGUUGUUUUUCCAUGGAUCCAUCGUGUCUGUUUCUGCUGUACGAAGGUGUCUUAUAAAUCUCGAGAGAAACCCAUAUUGUUUGUAUAGAAAAGAGAUCAUCCAUGAUGGAGUGUCCCAUGCCUCCUCUCCAGGGCAGAUGAUGGGGCAGCAGCUGUGGAGCAUCUUUCAGAACCGGAGCAAAGAAAGAAGGGAGGGAGCAGCUUAGGCAGCAGAAUGCUGACAUCUGUGCUCCGUGAAGGCACAGUGGCGACUAACCUUGUGUUCAGGUUACGCUGCAAAUUUAACCGAUGAGAUGUGGCUGGUGGAACCCUUCCCUCAGAGGCCAGCAAGGAAUAAAGAUGGGCAAGAUGGAAGGAGGACACUUCUCAGCCCUCUGCCAUCCAGCAGACUGACUUGAGCCCAAGUGUCAGUGGUGGAGAUGCAGCAGUCAGCAAACUGCUUGGCUACUGGCUCUCACUGGCGGACUGUGUAAAAAUGAACAAGAAUGUUUUAAAGGAACAAGUAUGAGCUGGUUUUAAAUAGCAUAGGAACUUGCUUUUCAGAGAUGCACUGAUUUUUACAAACAGCCACUCCUUGGAGGUGUGAAGUCAACUUAUAAGGGUGAAGUUUAAGAGCAAAUGACAUUAGGGGAAAGAAAGUACAUGAAUGGUUUUGUUUUAUUUUACUUUAUUUUCUGUUUGGAAUAGAUGGGAUCCAGAGUGCUGCGGAAUAUGUGCUCCUUAGGAAACAGUUGAAAAGCUUUGCGUUACAUUCUGCCCUGAUGAUUUGCACACACAUGCGUUUGCUUCUUGUAUGGUGUGUAACUUAGUUUGUGUUUUUUACUAAAAAAAGAUAUAUCUAUAUAUAUAUAUAUAUAUAUAUAUAUGCACCCCUAUAAUGAUAGGGCUAGCUGGCUUCCCAGUUUGAUUUGUUUUCUGAUAAAACUAGCAAAGGGAGCCAGCAACUUCAGGCAAGUGCUUUUUCCACUAGUCCAGUCCCUCUAACAUUGCUUUAUUUCCUGUUGUCCCACUGAAUUUUUUUAAAUUCCAGUCACAAACUAUGGUGGUAUAUUUGUUCAGUAAACCAUUAAAUUAGAAUCUCCUUUUACUUCAGGAAGAAGGUUCUACAGUUUCUGUUGCAGUUUUCUCUGGUAGAGUAGAAACUUUACACACCCCAUUUAAAUAGGAGGAUUGCCAUUUUGCAUAUGCUACCUUGCUCUCCCUUGCUGUGAAGGAGAGUAAUUGAUGUUCUUUAUUCCCUUCCCGGGAAAUAUUUGGGUUUUAUAUUUUGGCCAUUGCUUUAUCCUGUUUCUUAGUAGUAAAAGUGGAAUAGAAGCCUUCCUAGUAGACUUUGAAGCAGAGGUUUACACCAAUCCUUUCUAUAAACCCCAGUUGUGGAAGAGGAGAACGUUGUAUGUCCAGUCACAGAAUUUGAGAACCUGGGAUUCCCCAUGUUAUCCCCUUUGCUUCCUAAAUGUGAUUGAGCAGAAUAGCAGGGAGGGCAACCUUUUAAUGGAAUUUUAACAUGAUCCCAUGAAACAAGAGAUAUUAAUUUCUGUUCUGCAGGAGACAUCCCAGUUCCUGUUCCUGUUAGUGAGAUACUACUAGUUCAGCCCCACAGCAUUUAUCACAGCUUAUUUCCAGUAUAGGAAAAGGGCACUCACCUUUUGCAAGAGAUUGUUUGGAAAAUCCAGCUCCUUCCUCUUUCAGCCGCUAUAAGAGUUAUAUGGAGGAGAGUCAGGGUGGGGGAUGUUCUGUAUGUGAGAAACAAGGAGAGAUGCUAUUUUAAUACCGAACACACCUAGACUAAGCUAGUGAGAGAGGCAACAAAUAAAAGUCUUGAUGAUUUUAUUCAGGUUUUUAACAAUAAAGUUAAAGUGGGGAACAGGAAAUUAGUUAUAUGCAGCUUUUUUAAAAAAGACAAAAUUCUGCAUGCUUCUAGGUCUGAUCUUUCCUUGUCUAUUUAUCUGAAAGUUAUUAAUAAUAAACCCUCUGUAUUAAGUAUCUGCAUCUUUCAAAAUAUUUUUUUUUUUGGAACAGUUUGAGUUGGAAUUUUUUUUGUCUUUGUUUUUGCACAGUCUUUAAGACCUGUUCUAAUUUAAUAAGAACCUUAGCUUGGUAUGGCCAUUAUCAAACACAGCUAUAGACGUUUAGCAUUCUUAAUGUUCUCUUAUGGGGUUAAUGUAAGCAUCUAUAUAAUAUAUCAAGUUUUAAACAGGAAAUGGAAGACGUUUGAUGCAAAACUUUUGCAUGGUAGAGAAAUAAUUGAAAUCAAGUUAGGCUUUUAUUUCCUGAAUGUUGGUAGAACCUUCAUAGCUUUGUUAUAAUGAAACCUUGAACUGAAAAUAUUUAAUAAAAUAACAAUUAAAUGGUGCAAAAAGAAA
Messenger RNA from Sceloporus undulatus (fence lizard), 4524 nucleotides. It is a transcript of the gene CAMK2G, whose product is annotated as calcium/calmodulin dependent protein kinase II gamma. Gene Ontology annotation, molecular function: ATP binding; calmodulin binding; calcium/calmodulin-dependent protein kinase activity. Gene Ontology annotation, cellular component: cytoplasm; neuron projection. The coding region runs from base 1 to 1968 and encodes 655 amino acids. Gene Ontology annotation, biological process: protein phosphorylation. Lineage: Eukaryota; Metazoa; Chordata; Lepidosauria; Squamata; Phrynosomatidae. The record is from RefSeq and is a predicted model, not a curated record. The transcript is spliced from 24 exons.